UCGGGAUCAACAGGUUAUCGACGGGUGGGUCGGUGUUAUUCCAUGUUUACAAUGUGGAAUAUUGCAACGACGCAGGGGGCAUCUGCCUGGGUAUUGUGUGAGUGUAUAAAGUGUAAAUCUAGAUGGUAUUGUAUUGCCGGACGAAGAAGGGCUGAGUGUAUUGAGUGUUUCCCUGAGAUCCCCCGGUAUUAUAAUUGCGAGAGAGCUCCCCGGGGGGCGAACAUCAUUAAACUGGAGUGUGGUAAACUCAGACUUAUCCCUGAAAUUUGGAACGUCUGGGAAAAGGAUUGGGAACGUAUCACCCAGUAUUGCCGAAAGAAAUCAAAGAGGCCAUAGAGCAGAGGGCAGGACCGGAUUGAAUGGUUGGCUUUGUGUCAGUAAACAAUGCCACUAAGGACGUGUAAUGCUACCCCUAAAGACCCUCAUGAUGGACUAUGAAGAGGGUAAAAGUAAAACCCUAAUGAUUGUUUAAAAUGUAGUGGAUUGUUCAUGUUUUAGUUCAGACAUGGGAUGGGUUCAAUUUAGGUCUAGAAAAAUGGUGGAAAGAAAAGUGGAUUACAAGUUCCAACCUCAAGCCAAAAAUUAGAUCAAAUAUUAAGGGAAUAAACCGGCUCUUGGCAUUUUUGGCUUGAGGGGGCAUGGAGAUCCAAAAAUGUCUUUCUUUGCGGAUGCCAGCUUGUCUGUGGUGCGGGGUUCAGUGGAGGGGCAGUGCUCACCAGUGGGCACCGUUUCCGCACCAAAAUGUAGCAGUUUUCAGCAAAUGUAUAAAAAGGGAGAGGAGCCUGGACCAGGUGCGCCUCUGGCUGAUGUGACUCAGCCUCAGCCACGCACCCAGCGCUGCUUCCUUGCUUUGCAAAAUUGAAUACCUCAUAAUAAAUUUUUCAUAAUAAACUUUUGUUUGGUUGGAUAAAAGAUUUUGCAUAGUCUGUUUAUGACACCAGGAAGCUGCCUUUUGAGAAGAAUGCCCGAACAGAGAUCCUCAGAUCUCCUGCACAGAUGAGUGCACAAGAUGAAACCUAAGCACCAUCUGAAAUGGGAUGGUUGUCUCAAGCUCUUUAAAAUCCUUAUUUUCCUGGUUCUAAUAAGUUUCCCUGGAGUCGUGUCCCUGUUUUUGUCACAGAGAACCUAACCUGUCCAGACAUGAGGUUUCCUAACUUGUUCCUUUGGCAGGAGUGAAUAAAGCCAGGCAGGCUUGAGAGUAUAAAAUGUCCUUGAGGCCUCUGCUAUGUGCACCCAAAUUGCUUGGGAAGCUUGUGUGUAGGACGUGCAGAUGGCCCCCAUGUCUCGUCUGUGGGUGGGCUUGGUCCCACACUCAGCUGAUGGUGUGGACAGCCCCCCUGCUUGAUUUGCAGCCAGGUCCCAUCUCAGCUGCUCCUGGCUCCAUGAGGUGGGGGAACCUGCAGCAGAGCAGUCUCGCCCAGACCAGCCAGCUGCUUGCUGCAGCCCACGAUCCCUGUUUUCCAGGCACCACCGUCCACUGCUGUGAAGGCAGAAGGUACUGCAGAGACUCAGUGCCUGAUGAGGAUCAAGGAAUAGAGGUAGUUCGUGGAGUCAGAGCCCUUCAGCAUGGGGAUAGAGGAGGUUUUUGACAUCCUCCCACUGUACACUGUGCUGCAGCCGAGUGGCGCUGUGCAGGGUGGAGGGAGGCCCAACCUAUGAGGUUGCACUGAGCGGGGAGGCUUCGCUUAUCAACUGCCUCCUGGACAUCACAGUGAUCGACUAUGGGCUGCAGCUGUUUAACAAUGUUGCGGAAACAGAGGUCACCCUGUGGAACAGUGGGAAGUUGGGAUUCACCUACGUGGUGUUAAACGCCAGCGUGGCCACUGCAGACUGCCCACAGCCCCGUGAGCCCCUGGUCCUCCCCAGCAUGGGUUACCUUGGACCUGGCAAGGAGCGAGUGCUGAAGGUCUGCUACCUGCUUGGAGUGCCUGUAGUCUUCUGCAGAUUUUCCUGGCCCAAGUGGAUCACCUGGAGCCAGAAGAGACAUCCCUGAAAGGAAAGGGGAACUUUCCCAGGUUCUCCUUGGACCUCCCCUGGAAUAUCAAAGGAAAUGAAAAAUAUGAGAAGAUCCUCAAGGACGCAAAAGAGAAGAUGGAACAAGACAACCAGAGAGACCAAGCAGUUGUUCUGGGGGAGGCUGUGGCUGCGGAUCCACUGACAGACAGCUCAGACACCAUGUUGGAGCCUUGGCUACAGAUGCAGCUGGAGGAGGUGCUGCUUGAGGAACAUGCCCUGGAGCAGCAGACAGCUCUGGCCUCCAGUGCCCAGGAGGACAGUGCCUUUGACCAGCAUGCUCACUGGAGGCUUCUUGAGGAUCAGCUGAGAGUCUGUAAAACACAUUUCUGCUUCCGUGAUGUUAUGCUUGAUGCCAUUCCUGCAGCAGUGGGACUUCUUGGCUGCUGCUGGAUCUAUUCCCAUAGAAAGAAGCAGGCAAACGGGCAUGAAAAGAAAGCAAUAGGCUUUAAGGAAGAGCAGCAAGAAGAACUGCACAAGAAGGACUCAUCGCUUGAACCAGCAGCAGGGGUUUCUCAGAGCUUGCCGCUCUCCUCGGAAGAGAAACACCCAGACAACGAACCCUCGACCUCCCUGCUAGCGACAGGAUCAAUGACUCUCGGUAGCAUCAGGGAGAAGAGGAGAGAGGAACUUGAAAUGUGGGAGAAGGAGCUGACGUUGAAGGAGGCCCACCUUGCCCAGCAAAAUGAGGAGCUCAAGAGAGCAUGGCAAGAUCUCCAAAGGGAUCGAGAGGAGCUGAAGCAGCAGAAGGCCUCCUUCCACCUUGAUUUGGAGAACCUCCGUGUGCUCAAGGAGGAAGUGGAGCUGGAGAAGGCUCAGUUCAAGCAGGUCAUGGAGGAAUUCAAAAGGGACCAAGAGGAACUGCAGCUGCAGAAGGUCUCCUUCCAUCUAGAUCAAGAGGGCCUUUGUACAGCCAUAGAGGAGUUCAAGAGGGAGAAAGAGAAAUUCAGGCUUGAUAUGGAGCGAUUUCCUGAAACUCGCCUGGUGCCUGACCACAGCCAGCUUGCAGGAGCAGAAGCGACUGGAGCAUCAGAGGACAACCAGGGAGACUUCACACAGGAGGCGGCUGAGGAGCUUCAGGCUCGAGUGGCUGCAGGUGAAGAGCGCUCCUAUGCGAGCACCCACUGCCAAACGUGUGAGGCAUUGCAGGCGCAGCUCGCAGAGAUGAAUAAUGCCAACACCCACCUGGCUGAAGAAAACGCUCACCUCCGUAGGCAGAUGGCUUUGACAGAAGAGGUUCAAGCUGAAAAUGCUCACCUGAAAAGCAAACUUGCGCAUGUGGAAGUGGUAGAGAACAAACUGGUAGGCAGGAUAAAAAUGGCAGAAUGGAGUCAAGAGCUGGAGAAGGAGCGUGAGGAGACAAAGUCCACGGUCCAGAGGAAAUCAGAGGAAGGCAGAUGUUUGCAGAGGGCUCAGACAGAAGAACACAGGGAACACAAGGAAGCCCUGCAAGCAAUUCAAGCCAAGCUGACUGAACUGAAUGGUCGCUUUCUGAAGCAUGAUGAACAAUGCCGGCAGUUCUUUCAGGAACUGGAACAGCUAGAAAAAUAAGGAUCCAACCCUACCAUUUCCAGGCCACACCUACUGGGUGUGUACUGUUGAGUUUUGGCAUGCAAAGCGAGACUUCCUUCUCCACCAAUCAGCAAUUAAUACAGUGACCACAUUCACUCAAGUUUCUGUGUCCUUAGGUGUAAGCUCGCUAUGAACAGUGGAAACAAAGGAAAAUGUUCAGCAGGUGGUCAGGCUUGAAGAAAAGAAAAAUGUCCCCAGAGCUCUAGGUAUCAGCCAAUGGGCUGAACUUCGACUCCCCCCACCCCUGCUGGUGACUUUGUCGGGGCAAGAGACUGGAGGGGAAAAUGUGAUCCAAACUGUUGGGAUCAACAGACAGGCUGGGUCCCAUCCCCCUCCGUCCCCUCUCCCCGCAUUCCAUUAGGGUAAGCACUUUGUCUAAAUAUACACCUCUUAUCAUCAAGCUAAUUAACGUCAAGCUGAUUGUUAGCAUCUCUCUCUGUACUCUUAUCCUACCUAUGUGGUAUCUUUACCUGUGUUUGAUUGCUAUUGCUCCACAUAAAUCAUUGCUCAUCACAUGCCUGUAUGCAUUCGGGUGCCGUAUGAACUGGAUUCUUCAACAUAUUUUCACAAACUUUGCCUUCUCUGCAGUUACUAACAAACCUUA
Cuculus canorus (common cuckoo) is the source of this 4189-nucleotide messenger RNA. RefSeq names its product trichohyalin-like. NCBI's taxonomy places the organism in Eukaryota, Metazoa, Chordata, Aves, Cuculiformes, Cuculidae. Bases 2092 to 3564 code for a protein of 490 amino acids. The record is from RefSeq and is a predicted model, not a curated record. The transcript is spliced from 8 exons.